AUGCACGUCUCCUCAAUCUGCAGGCCCGUACUCCUUGGGGCCAUCGUAGCAGUGGUCUCUGCGUCGAAGCCUCCGGGCAUGUCCCAUCUCAAGUCUCAUCGCCAGCUCUUGCAUAACCUCAUGCCUCGUCAGGGCUGUACAUCCGAUCAAGUGACUUGUGGAGGGGGGUGUCUUGUCGCAGGCAGCGACUGUUGUGUCCCUGGCGCCACCCACUGGUAUUUCUGCGAUCCAGGCGCGUUUUGCUGGUCCUUUGCCAAUGAGACCACUGCUUGCUGCUCACCGGGCGACGUUCAAUGUGGCGUUAAAUGUAUGCCACCAGGGUCAGUCUGCUGUGACGAUGAGGGUGAUUACUGUGACGCGGGAGAGUACUGCUUCAUCAACACCGCUGGCAGCUUGAAAUGCUGCCCUCCAGGGGAAAGCUGCACCGGCACGAGUACGACAUACCAGGCCGGGAUGACCGUCACCGGAGCCGCCACAACAUCCGCAAGUACGUCAGCCUCAGCUUCAACGUCGGAGCCGGUGACUACAACUUCUUCAGUCUCAGUUGCAUCAAUUGAGUCAACCACAUCUGCUAGCACUGGUGCCCCUAUCGCCACCUUUACUGGAGCUGCAGUGACGGCCGGUCCCCAAGUCGCUGCCGUCGUUCUCGUGGUGGCCGGGCAAUUGCUCCUUUAG
This is a messenger RNA of Exophiala viscosa, 675 nucleotides long. RefSeq lists its product as uncharacterized. The record is from RefSeq and is a predicted model, not a curated record. The coding region runs from base 1 to 675 and encodes 224 amino acids. The transcript has a single exon. NCBI's taxonomy places the organism in Eukaryota, Fungi, Ascomycota, Eurotiomycetes, Chaetothyriales, Herpotrichiellaceae.